Molecule: messenger RNA, 4299 nt
Organism: Chionomys nivalis (European snow vole)
Lineage: Eukaryota; Metazoa; Chordata; Mammalia; Rodentia; Cricetidae
Gene: Ciita
Product: class II major histocompatibility complex transactivator
Exons: 20
Coding region: 35-3640 (1201 amino acids)
Biological process (GO): positive regulation of MHC class I biosynthetic process; inflammatory response; positive regulation of transcription by RNA polymerase II
Molecular function (GO): ATP binding; protein binding
Source: RefSeq, a predicted model, not a curated record
GACUCCAGGCGGCUGGGCUGCGCCGGGCACUGCCAUGAACCACUUCCAGGCCAUUCUGGCUCAGGUGCGGAUGCUGCUCUCCAGCCAGCAGCCCAGGCAGGUGCAGACCCUCCUGGACAGCCUGCUGGAAGAAGAGCUGCUCUCCCGGGAAUACCACUGUGCCCUGCUCCGGGAGCCUGACGGCGAAGCUCUGGCCCGGAAGAUUUCUCUGAGCCUGCUGGAGAAAGGGGGCUUAGGCUUGGCUUGCUCGAGCUGGGUCCAUAGCAGGCUGCAGGACCCAGUGUUAGAGAGGGUCACCAGCUACAGGGACCAUGGAGGUCAUAGUCUGUGUGCCACCAUGGAAUUGGGGCUUCCAGAGGGUAGCUACUUGGAGCUCCUUAACAGCGAUGCUGACCCCCUCCACCUCUACCACUUGUGCGACCAGAUGGACCUGGCUGGAGAGGAGAUCGAGCUCAGCUCAGAGCCAGACACAGACACCAUCAACUGUGACCAGUUCAGUAAGCUGCUGCAGGACAUGGAAGGGGAUGAAGAGACCAGGGAGGCCUAUGCCAACAUCGCGGAACUGGAUCAGUACGUGUUUCAGGACACGCAGCUGGAGGGCCUCACCAAGGACCUCUUCAUAGAGCACAUUGGAGCAGAGGAAGGCUUCGGUGAGAGCAUUGAGGUUUCUGGAGAAGCAGGACAGAGGCCCCAGAAGAGACGCUCCACAGAAGAGCACCCUACGGAUUCCAAACACAGGAAGCUAGCCGAGUCCUCUUCCAUGCCCAUAUUGACUGGCAGCUUCCUGAUGGGGCCAGCAAGCCUCUCCGCCAUGCCUUAUUUAUCACCUACUCUAUCCAAUCAAGAGCCAGUGCCCAGCCAUUUAUACCUGGAGGGAGCUGUUCAGACAUCUGGGCCCCCCUCUAGGUCCUCACUGAACUGUCUGGAUCUCCCCAUCGGACACAUCCAGCUUCUUCCUACUCUGCCCCAGGGACUUUUGCAAAUCUCAGGGGCUGGCACAAGUCUCUCCAGUGUUCUGAUCUACCAUGGUGAGAUGCCCCAAGUUAACCAAGCAGUCCCUUCAGGCAGCCCCAAUGUCCCCAGCCUCCCCAAAUCCCCAGGGCGGCCGGGCUCCACCAGCCCCUUUGCACCAUCUGCAGCUGACCUGCCCAGUAUGCCUGAACCUGCGCUGACCUCCCGUGUUAAUGAAACAGAGGACACAACAUCCCCCUCCCCAUGCCAGGAAGGUCCUGAGUCUUCCAUCAAGCUUCCAAAAUGGCCAGAGUCUGUGGAGCGGUUCCAGCACUCCCUGCAGGACAAGUACCGGGUGAAGCCUGAGAGCCUGAGCAGUCCCCUGGUAGCCAUGGAGCUGGUACGGGCCAGGUUGGAGAGAGGCAGCAACAAGAGCCAGGAAAGGGAGCUAGCCACUCCAGACUGGACAGAGCGCCAGCUAGCCCAUAGUGGCCUAGCUGAGGUGCUUCAGGUCGUCAGCAGCCGCCGGUGGCCACGAGAGACACAGGUGGUCGCUGUGCUGGGCAAGGCUGGCCAAGGCAAGAGCCACUGGGCCCGGAUGGUGAGUCAGACCUGGGCCCGUGGCCAGUUGCCACAAUAUGACUUUGUCUUCUAUGUCCCAUGUCACUACUUGGAUCGUCCAGGCGACUCCUAUCACCUGCGCGAUCUGCUCUGUCCCCCAAGCCUGCAGCCACUGGUCAUGGAUGAUGAGGUCUUAGGUCACAUCGUGAGGCAACCGGACCGUGUCCUGCUCAUUCUAGAUGCUUUUGAGGAGCUAGAGGCCCAAGAUGGUCUCCUGCACGGACCAUGUGGACCUCUGCCCCCAGAGCCCUGCUCCUUCCGGGGACUGCUAGCUGGGCUGUUCCAGCGGAAGCUGCUGCGCGGCUGUACCCUGCUCCUCACGGCCCGGCCCCGGGGCCGCCUGGCUCAGAGCCUGAGCAAGGCAGACGCCAUCUUCGAGGUGCCCAGCUUCUCUACUAAACAGGCCCAGACUUAUAUGAGGCACUACUUUGAGAACUUGGGAACAGCAGGGGACCAAGACAAGGCCCUGGGCCUCCUGGAGCACCAGCCCUUUCUCCUCACCCACAGUCACAGUCCUGCUCUGUGCAGGGCUGUGUGCCAGCUCUCCAAGGCCCUGCUGGAACAGGGCACAGAGGCCCAGCUUCCUUGUACACUUACAGGACUCUAUGUCAGCCUGCUGGGCCCUGCAGUCCGAGACAGUCCUCCGGGGGCCUUAACUGAGCUGGCCAAGCUGGCCUGGGAGCUAGGCCGCAGACACCAAAGCACCUUGCAAGAGAGCCAGUUACUAUCCGUGGAGGUGAGGACCUGGGCAGUGACCCAAGGCUUGGUGCAGCCCACCCUGGGGACCACAGAGGACCAGCUGGCCUUCUCUAGUUUUCUGCUACAGUGCUUCCUGGGUGCUGUGUGGCUCGCACAGUGUGAUGAAAUCAGAGACAAGGAGCUGCCACAGUACCUGGCCUUGACCCCAAGGAAGAAGAGACCCUAUGACAACUGGCUGGAGGGUGUACCACGCUUUCUGGCUGGAUUAGUUUUCCAGCCUCGAACCCAGUGCCUGGGAGCUCUGGUGGAGCCUGCAGUGACAGAAAGGAAACGGAAAGUUCUUACCAGGUACCUGAAGCGCCUACAGCUGGGGACGCUGCGGGCCAGCCGACUGCUGGAGCUGUUACAUUGUGCCCAUGAGACACAGGAACCUGGGAUUUGGGAGCAUGUAACACACCAGCUCCCUGAGCAUCUCUCCUUCCUGGGCACCCGGCUCACACCCCCAGAUGUGCACAUGCUGGGCAGGGCCCUAGAGACGGCCAGCCAGGACUUCUCCCUGGACCUUCGUCAAACUGGCAUUGAGCCCUCUGGACUGGGAAACCUCGUGGGACUCAGCUGUGUCACCAGUUUCAGGGCCUCCUUGAGCGACACAAUGGUGCUAUGGGAGUCCCUACGGCAGCAGGGAGAGUCCCAGCUACUCCAGGCAGCAGAGGAGAAAUUCACCAUUGAGCCAUUCAAGGCCAAGUCUCCCAAGGAUGUGGAAGACCUGGACAGCUUGGUGCAGACCCAGAGGCUGAGAAACCCCUCGGAGGAUGCAGCCGAAGCUCUUCCUGCCAUCCGGGACCUUAAGAAACUAGAGUUUGCGUUGGGCCCGGUAUUGGGCCCCCAGGCUUUCCCCACACUGGCAAAGAUCCUUCCUGUGUUCUCAUCCUUGCAGCACCUGGACCUGGACUCACUCAGUGAGAACAAGAUUGGGGACGACGGUGUGUCGAAGCUCUCAGCCACCUUUCCUCAGCUCAAGGUCCUGGAGACGCUCAACCUGUCCCAGAACAGCAUCACGGAUGUGGGUGCCUGCAAGCUUGCGGAAGCCCUGCCUGCCCUUGCCAAGUCCCUCCUAAGGCUGAGCCUGUACAAUAACUGCAUCCAUGAUGCAGGAGCCAAGAGCCUGGCACAAGUGCUUCCGGACAUGGUGUCCCUGCGAGUGAUGGAUGUCCAGUUCAACAAGUUCACGGCUGCCGGUGCCCAGCAGCUGGCCUCCAGCCUUCAGAAGUGCCCUCAAGUGGAAACGCUGGCAAUGUGGACACCUACUAUCCCCUUUGGGGUUCAGGAACACUUGCAGCAGCUGGAUUCCCGGAUCAGCCUAAGAUGACCCUGCUGUGCUCUGGACAAGCACGGACUCGGGGACGCUGACCACGCUGGACCUUGCACUGGGUACUGUGGACUCAGUGCUUCUGCAGGGAGUCGGCCUCUGGUCACCCUGCCCCUUCAGGCUCAGAGUCGCCUCUGCCUAGAUGAGGGACGGACACAAGUCUUGGUCUUCUACAGGCCCCAAGAGCAGUUCCAUGCUCUUACAGGGCCAGGUAGGAAGCCAGCCCCAUUCGGUGGUUCUGAGCACUAGCAGACAGGCUUGGGGCUGCAUUCAGUGGCUUCACCCAGGAGGCCGAAGACCUUCUCUCUGACAUUCUAGACCAGAGUGCAGAACUGAAGCAAUGAAGUACCAGCCAGGCCAGGGCCAGCCUGGUGAGAAGGCACUUCUUCCCUGCCACUCCCGAUAAGGCCUGCUGGGUGCUCUGAAGACACUCAGGGUGGCCCUCGGCCUGAAGACUUCUAAAUGUGACAGGGAGUCUAUGACAGCUCUUUCUACUUGUGGACUGUCUCCACAAACCUUCAGUCAAGGCUGAGUCAGGCCUGGCUGAGAUCCUGGGUGUGAACCAAGAGCUAGGGAAAUGGUAGACUACAGGACUGGAAGGGCUGCGGCUGGGAGCUGCUGCGCUGGGAGCUGCUGCGGCUGGGAGCUGCUGUGAUGGG